Molecule: messenger RNA, 1626 nt
Organism: Aspergillus heteromorphus CBS 117.55
Lineage: Eukaryota; Fungi; Ascomycota; Eurotiomycetes; Eurotiales; Aspergillaceae
Product: flavin-containing monooxygenase
Exons: 6
Coding region: 1-1626 (541 amino acids)
Molecular function (GO): NADP binding; N,N-dimethylaniline monooxygenase activity; flavin adenine dinucleotide binding
Source: RefSeq, a predicted model, not a curated record
AUGGCGUCAGAUACCUUUCAGCGUAUAGGAAACAGAGACUUUACGCGCUCGACCGUCGCGUUUGCAUGGCGAUCGAUCGACCUCAUUCGUCGCACGCCAACUCGCAAUUUUGUCAUCCUGGUAAAAGGGAACGCAGUCGGGGGAACAUGGUCGGACAAUAGGUACCCAGGCUGUGCUUGCGAUGCGUGGAGGGGCUUGUACAGCUUUUCAUUUGAACAGCGUCCCGAUUGGACGAGGAAGUAUCCCGGCCAGGAAGAAUUGCUGGUAAUGGCCCCCCACAACGAUAUCCCCCAAGAUGAAUACCUCACGGGUGUCGCUGAAAACUACGGCCUUUACCGGUACAUCCGUUUCAGCUCAACCGUGAAAGAAGCCCGAUGGGAUGGUCAUUAUCUGCAGUGGAAGGUGAAGGUAGCCGUCGUUGGGGCGAAAGAGAGCGAGUAUCAAGAUGAAUACGAGCUCACGACUGACUUCCUUGUGUCGGCCGUCGGACAGCUCAAUGAGCCCAGCUAUCCCAACAUCCCCGGCCUCGAAAGUUUCUCCGGGGAGAUGAUGCAUUCAGCCAGAUGGGAUUGGCGGUAUGACUUCCAGGACAAACGGAUAGGCGUCAUUGGAAAUGGUGCCACGGCAGUCCAAGUAAUCCCUGAGUUGGCCAAAACAGCUUCAAAUCUCACAGUAUACCAGCGCACCCCGAACUGGAUCAUUGCACGGAAUGACCGGACUGUGUCUGCUUUACAUAAGUUUCUUCUCAGUUACAUCCCCCCCGUGCAGUGGUGCAAGCGAGCCCUGUUGAUGCAACUUACUGAAUGUUUCCAUGAUGCUGCCAUGAACCGCGACUCAAAAUUAGGCCAGAAGAUUCUGUGCUGGGCGCAAUCAAAUAUGAAAUCACAGUUCACUGAUAAGCCUGAGCUGUGGGAAGUCCUGACACCGGGCUAUCCGAUCGGCUGCAAGCGCCUGCUGGCAACGGAUGACUACUUCCCUGCAUUGAACGCGGAGCACGUAGACCUGGAGACUAGGCAAAUUCGGCAGGUAACCAGCACAGGGAUCCAAACGGAGGAUGGAGCGCAGCGGGACUUUGACCUGAUCGUCCUGGCUACCGGGUUCUGUUCGGUGGAGUUCCUGCACCAUGUCCGGAUAUAUGGCGCCAACGGCUGCUCGUUGGAGAGCAUCUGGAAGGAAGGUGUGACUGCGUAUUGUGGUGUUACAGUGGAAAGUCCACCCAAUUUUGGGAUGUUGUAUGGGCCAAACACAAACCUUGGCUACACAUCUGUUAUCUUGAUGAUCGAAGCGCAGUCUCGAUGUUUGAGUACAUUGGUUGGAGCAGUGAUCCAAGCGAAGCAAAAGGGCCAGAAAUUGGCUCUCCAGCCCCGGUCGGAUGUGGUAAGAGAGUACGAUGACCGCAUCCAGGAGCGACUAGCAAGGAUCAAGUUUGCGGACCUGGGUUGCCGCAGCUGGUACAAGGCGGAUGACGGUCGCAUCACGAAUAAUUGGCCGGGGAUGGCGUUAGAGUAUCAGAAGGAGAUGUCACAGGUGCGGUGGACGGACUACCACGUCCAGGGAAGUGGACAGGCGGCGCUGCAAAAGAGGAAGCCAACCUAUAUUGGAUGCCCGUGGGCAAUGCCGCCUUGA